AUUACUGAAGAACUCGCGAAGCAAGGAACACGUUAAGUUUGAUGUCUUAGACAUGAUAAAUCAAUGCAUUUUAGCUGUCUUGACUAUUGUAGCCCUUACAGUAUCGGUAAAAUGCGCCGGAACUAGUUAUUUUCCUGAUUUUCCUAAGACGGUGCCAGAUAUUACAAAGUUCUACACGGCAAAUGCGACAAUAUAUACCUUGCGGACAACAAAACGGCUUGUGACAUGCAAAGUCGACGAGGUUGCUAAUCAAACUGACAGUUCCGUUUUCUUCAAGAGAAGUUACUGCAAAGGGGAGAAAUGGGUUAACAAGACCUUGGAAGGAACUUUUAUAUCAGUGAGCGUUUUCGCUAGAGGAACCUUUGACGCAAUGAUCGUCCACCCACCAGGCAUCAUGGGGAAACGCAUCGAGCAGUUACUCUAUGCCGACCCAGGAUUUCACUGUGGAGUCUUUAAAAUAUUCCUCAACCUUAUAUCCACAUACAGUCACCCUCGUGCAAUCUACGAGUUGCGCGUGCGCGAUUCAUACGAUAGGCCGUUCAAUGCAAAAUGUAUUUCGUUAUUCAGGAAGAAAGCUGAAAACAACUAUGUAGACGCAUAUGCGCCCACCUGCACUACAAGUAAAGUUGUCUGUAAAUGAGAGACAGAGGUCCCGUUGGUAAUGGCGACCACAUCUGAAGUGAUAAAUGGGUCUUUUUGAAUUAACAAAACUUUAACAUAAGGAAGCGCACUUGCAGCUUU
This is a messenger RNA of Rhipicephalus microplus (southern cattle tick), 741 nucleotides long. RefSeq lists its product as uncharacterized. The record is from RefSeq and is a predicted model, not a curated record. NCBI's taxonomy places the organism in Eukaryota, Metazoa, Arthropoda, Arachnida, Ixodida, Ixodidae.